AAGCAGCCGCGCGGCGCGUCAGCCUGACACCCCGAGCGCAGCCUGUGCAGCUCGACAAUCUGAUUCAUUUCCCGCGAGCUGCGCCACCUUGACGACGUUAAAUCAUUGAGAAAAGACAGGAAACACACUCAUUCUUCAUCCCACAAUCGCAUCCCGCCUCCCCUCUUCUCGCCUCCCCUCAUCCUUUCCGUCUCAUUCCUGCGUGCGGCAGAGCGGCGGCGUGCAUGAGCCGGGGAGCGGGGCAGCGCUGCACUCGACUCCGCACUGGACAUCACCUCAUAACGGCGCUUGGCAACCGGGUGGCGGCGGCGGUGGCGGCGGCGGAGGGGGAGACUGGACCCGGACCAGGAGCAGGAGCAGGACAAGGACCGUGGCUCCUCAAAGCCCGCUCUCCGUGAAACAUGUCCGAGUUUUUUCUACUCGCCUUUCUAGCCAUUCUCUCGGGAUUAUAUCCAACGACCGACUCGGACGCGCAGAAAGACGCCAUCUUGUGUGACAUAGGGGAGUUUCACUGUCACCACGCGGAAACAUGCGUCCCCGAGGCCUGGCUCUGUGACGGGGAACCCGACUGUCCCGACGCCUCCGAUGAAACCGAAAAGCUGUGUGUGCAGGAGGUGGCGAUCAGAUGUCCCCUCAACCACAUACAGUGCAUAGGAACAAAAAAAUGUAUCCAUUUCAACAAACUUUGCAACGGAGCUAAAGACUGCGACGACGGCUAUGACGAAGGCGUCCACUGUCGAGAGCUCCUGUCAGCCUGCCACGAGCUCCGCUGCCGCUACGGCUGCAUUAUGACGAGAAAUGGCACCUUCUGUUUCUGUGCUGACGGCUUUGAGGUCGGCGACGAUGGGAAGAGCUGCAGAGAUCAUGAUGAAUGUGCCAUGUACGGCGCGUGCAGCCAGACCUGCGCCAACACCUAUGGGUCGUACCGAUGCAGCUGCGUGGAAGGAUACAUCCUCCAGCCCGACAAGAGAUCCUGCAAAGCCAAGCAAGAUCCAGGUGACCCCAAUUCGCUGCUCCUCACCGCCGGAUCGGGUCGGCUCGCCAUCACACACCUCAACGGAACAGGCCUCCUGCCCCUCAGGUCGCUGAGUUUAAAUGGCUCCCUGGCGGUGGAUUUCCAGCACAACCAGCAGAGUGUUUGCUGGGUACAGUCUUCGGAGACCGCCGGACAACUGCGCUGCGCUGAACUGAGGAACCUCCGCGGCUUCACACGAGAGCGGGAAAUAAGAACCCAACACAGCUUGCAAAAUGCAGAACAGAUGGCUAUCGAUUGGCUGACGGGUAACUUCUACUUUGUUGACCGAGCCACUGACAAGAUAUUUGUCUGCGACCACAGUGGGAACACUUGUAUAACCAUCCUGCAACUCAACUUGCAAAAUCCUAAAGGAAUCGCUCUGGAUCCUCUAAUGGGGAUGAUGUUCUUCACCGACUACGGGGAUGUGGCCAAGGUGGAGCGCUGCAACAUGGAUGGCACCAACAGGACCCGGCUGGUGGAUUAUAAAAUUGAGCGGCCCACAGCUGUGGCGCUGGAUAUUGUGAAGAAGCUGGUUUACUGGGCGGAUGCCUACCUGGAUUACAUCGAUGUUGUGGAUUACCAAGGCAAGAACAGGCACAGCAUCAUCCACGGGAGCCAAGUGUCCAAUAUUUUUUCACUGGCCCUGUUCGAGGACUACCUCUAUGCUACACACUCGGACCCUUCCAAAGAGGGCGCUACUGUGGAGCUGCUAAGAGUCCACAGAUUUAACCUCACGGCGGAGAGCAAGACUCUGGCGAGCCUGGGGGAUACCCGGGCGCUCCGUGUCUACCACAAACUCACUCAACCAAAAGUUAGAAGUCACGCAUGUGAAAUGGAUCCAUAUGGACGGCUGGGCGGAUGCUUCCAUAUCUGUCUACUCAGUGGCAGUUACAAGUCGAGAACAUGCCAUUGCCGUACUGGUUACAGCCUGGCCUCUGACGGACAGACCUGCAAAAAACCCAAGAACGACCUCUUCCUGUUCUACGGCAAGGGACGGCCUGGAGUCAUCAGGGGCCUGGACAUUAACAUCAAGUCAACAGACGAGCACAUGGUGCCCAUAGAAGACCUGGUCAACCCAAGAGCAAUCGACUACCACGCAGAAUCAGGCUAUGUGUAUUUUGCGGACACCACCAGUUUCCUCAUCGGUCGGCAAAAGAUCGACGGCAAUGGCAGAGAAACUAUCCUCAAAGAGGAACUCGACAACGUGGAAGGGAUCUCUGUGGACUGGAUUGGGAGAAACUUGUACUGGACAAACGACGGAUACAGGAAGACCAUCAGCGUCGCCAGGCUGGAACAAGCUUCCCAGACCAGGAAGACGCUCUUGGAGGGAAACAUGUCUCACCCCAGAGCCAUCGUGGUCGACCCGUUAAACAGCUGGAUGUACUGGACAGACUGGGAGGAGGAUGAGGUCAACGACAGCAUCGGACGGAUCGAAAAAGCCUGGAUGGACGGCUCCAACCGCCGAAUCUUCGUCACCUCAAACAUGCUGUGGCCCAACGGCCUCACACUCGACCACAGCUCCAGCUCCAUGUACUGGUGCGACGCCUACUACGACCACAUCGAGAAGAUUCACUUGAACGGCACGGGAAGAAUGGUGGUGUACAGUGGGAAAGAGCUCAACCACCCAUUUGGAAUCUCUCACUAUCGUAAUUUUAUUUUUUGGACGGAAUACAUGAACGCCUCCGUGUUCCAGCUGGACUUGUCAUCCGGAGAUGUCACUCUGCUGCGAAGCGAGAGACCGCCGCUUUUUGGGUUGCGUGUGUAUGACGCACAGGGCCAACAAGGUGACAACGCCUGCAGUUUGAAUUAUGGGGGCUGUGGUACCCUCUGCCUCGCCAUCCCAGGAGGCAGAGUGUGUGCCUGCGCUGACAACCAGCUUCUGGAGAAGAACAAUGUCACCUGUGCAGAUGUUUCCAGCAGAGUCGCAGAACCGCAGCGGUGCAAAAGCGAUGAGUUCCAGUGCCACAAUCAGCGCUGCAUACGGGCCACGUGGAAGUGUGACGGAGACGACGACUGUCUGGACGGCAGCGAUGAAGAAAGCCACAGCUGCUACAACCACUCCUGCCCCCCGGACCAAUUCAAAUGUAGCAACAACCGGUGCAUUCCGAAGCGAUGGCUGUGCGAUGGAACGAAUGACUGUGGAAACAGUGAGGAUGAGUCCAACACGACAUGUCUGGCCCGGCCCUGCCAGGCCGAUCAGUUCUCUUGCCAAAACGGGCGGUGCAUACCUCAAGCGUGGCUCUGUGACCGCGAGGACGACUGCGGGGACAAGUCGGACGAAAUAUCCUGCACCUUCCCCACUUGUGAGCCGCUUACGCAGUUCCGUUGUUCCAGCGGGCGAUGCAUCAGUGAGAAGUGGCACUGUGACUCAGACGACGACUGUGGAGAUGGAAGCGAUGAAGUGGGUUGCAUCCAGGCGUGCACCGGUGGCCAGUUCAAGUGUGCCAGCGGUCGCUGCAUUCCUGAGCACUGGGUGUGCGACGGUAAUAAUGACUGCGGAGAUUUCAGUGACGAAAAUUCCACUUGCAGAGGCAGCUCAGCUGCGCUGCCAUCUGUGAUUGAGUGCGGUGCCGAGGAAUUCCACUGUGUCACAGAUGGGACCUGCAUCCCCGAGCUCUGGAGAUGCGACGGUGACGGUGACUGUGAGGACAGCAGCGACGAGAAAGACUGCAAAGGGCCCAAAAGGAUGUGUGAUCCGAAAGCCAAGUUCGCCUGCAAAGACACAGGAAAGUGCAUCACGAAGAGCUGGGUGUGCGACGGGGACAUCGAUUGCGAGGACCGCUCCGACGAGGAGUCAUGCCAGUCCGCAGUCUGUGAGCCACCCAAGUACCACUGUGCCAAUGACACAUCUGUGUGUCUCACUCCGGAUAAGAUUUGCAAUGGCAAAGUGGACUGUCCUGACCGCUCAGAUGAAGGACCCAUAUGCGAUUUAUGCCUGGUAGCCAGAGGUGGCUGCAGUCACCAGUGUACUGUGGCACCAGGGAAAGGGGUGGUGUGUUCCUGUCCCCCCGGGCUUGACCUGGACUCCAGCAACAAGACAUGUGAGGUUGUGGACUACUGCAGCCGACACCUGAAGUGCAGCCAGGUGUGUGAGCAGUACAAGACCACAGUGAAGUGUUCCUGUUAUCCAGGAUGGACGCUUGACCCAGACGGAGACAGCUGUCACAGCACAGACUCCUUUGAGGCUUUCAUAAUUUUCUCCAUCCGGCACGAGAUAAGAAGAAUUGACCUUCACAAGCGGGACUACAGUCUUCUGGUGCCAGGGCUGAGGAACACUAUCGCACUAGACUUCCACUUCAACCGCAGCCUCCUUUACUGGACAGAUGUAGUGGAGGAUAAGAUCUACAGGGGGAGACUCUCGGACUCUGGAGGGGUGACAGGUAUUGAAGUGGUGGUGCAGCACGGUCUGGCUACUCCAGAAGGAUUAGCAGUCGACUGGAUCACGGGGAAACUGUACUGGAUUGACAGCAAUCUCGACCAGAUUGAGGUGGCAAAGCUGAAUGGAGAUAUGCGGACCACCCUGAUUGCAGGAGGCAUGGAGCAUCCGCGGGCCAUUGCACUCGACCCAGGUCAAGGAAUCCUUUUCUGGACUGACUGGGAUGCUACAUUCCCACGCAUUGAAGCCGCGUCGAUGAGUGGAGGAGGUCGCCACAUUGUUUUCAAAGAUAUGGAGAUCGGAGCCUGGCCUAAUGGACUGACACUGGAUCAUCUGGAAAAGAGGAUUGUUUGGACGGAUGCACGCUCUGACGCCAUAUUCUCUGCGCUGUAUGAUGGAAGGGGAGUCAUUGAGAUCCUUAGAGGCCAUGAGUAUCUCUCCCACCCCUUUGCCGUGUCCCUGUUUGGAGGAAACGUGUACUGGACCGACUGGAGGACAAACACUUUAGCCAGAGCUAACAAGUGGACUGGGCGGAAUGUGACUGUCAUCCAGAAGACGAGUGCUCAACCUUUUGACCUGCAGAUAUUUCACCCCAGCAGACAACCACAAGCCAAAAAUCCAUGUGAGGCGAACGGCGGACGUGGUCCUUGUUCACAUCUGUGUCUCAUCAAUUAUAACUCCACGGCUUCCUGCGCCUGCCCGCACCUGAUGAAGCUUUCACCCAAUAAACAAUCCUGCUUUGCUUUAAAGAGGUUCCUCCUGUACGUGCGGCGCUCUGAGAUCCGUGGCGUGGACAUCGACAACCCCUACAUGAACGUGAUGACGGCGCUGACGGUGCCUGACAUCGACGACGUGGCAGUGGUCGACUAUGACGCUCAGGAGGAGAGGAUUUACUGGGCCGACAUCAAAACCCAGACCAUCAAACGGGCCUUCAUCAACGGAACGCAGCUGGAAACAAUCAUCUCUACAGAAGAGGUGAACUGCCGCGGUCUGGCUCUGGACUGGCUCUCCCGGAACUUGUACUGGCUCAGCUCAGAAAACGACGAGUCGCAAAUCAAUGUGGCUCGCUUUGAUGGCUCCCUGAAGACUUCAGUCAUCCACGGCAUUGAUAAACCAAGGUGCCUUGUAGUGCAUCCUGUCAAGGGGAAAAUCUAUUGGACGGACGGCAACUCUAUUAACAUGGCCAACAUGGACGGGAGCAACAGCAAGGUCCUUCACCAGAAUCAAAGAGAACCUGUAGGUCUCUCGAUUGACUAUUCCACUAGCAAGCUGUACUGGAUCAGCUCGGCCAACAGCACCAUCAACAGGUGCAAUCUGGACGGCAGUGGCCUGGAAGUGCUGGAAGCUCUGAAGAGGCUGCUGGCCAAAGGCACCGCGCUGGCCGUGAUGGGGAGCAAACUGUGGUGGGCAGAUGAAGACGCCGCCCAGCUGGGAACAGUAACCAAGAGAGAUGGCCGGAACUUCAUGAUCCAUAGAAACAAAACCAGCGGUGUGGUUCAUAUGAAAGUCUAUGACCGGGAAGGGCAGAAAGGUAAAAACCUGUGCCAAGUCAACAACGGAGGAUGCUCUCAACUCUGCUUCCCGACCUCGGAAAACACCCGCAGCUGCUCCUGUACUGUUGGAUAUAACCUGCGCAGUGACCGUAUGUCUUGUGAAGGUGUUGAUUCGUUUCUGAUGUACUCCGUCCACGAGGGAAUCCGUGGAAUCUCCCUGGAUCCGGACGACAACAGCGAAGCUCUGAUGCCUGUCACAGGAACCCUGUUUGCUGUGGGAGUUGACUUUCAUGCAGGAAAUGACACUGUGUACUGGACGGACAUGGGGCUGAACAGAAUAUCCAGAGCCAAGCGUGACCAGACCUGGCGUGAGGACAUCAUUACGACUGGAAUCAGCCGGGCUGAAGGAAUUGCGGUGGACUGGAUUGCAGGGAAUCUCUACUGGACUGACCAUGGAUUCAAUCUGAUCGAAAUCUGCCGUCUGAACGGUGCCUAUCGCUCAGUGGUUAUAUCUGAGGGUCUCGAUCAGCCCAAAGGCAUCGCAGUACACCCACAGAAAGGGUAUCUCUUCUGGACAGAGUGGGGGCAAAAGCCCUGCAUAGGACGGUCCCGCCUCGACGGCUCAGACCAGGUCACCAUGGUCAACACUGGCAUCAUGUGGCCCAAUGGAAUCUCCAUAGACUACGAGGAAAAUACAUUAUACUGGUGCGACGCCCGCACGGAUAAGAUCGAGAGAAUCAACCUUGAGACAGGUGAGAGCCGGGAGAUUAUCCUGUCGUUGGCCAACGUGGAUCUGUUCUCCGUGGCCGUGUUUGGUCCAUACAUCUACUGGUCUGACAGGGCCCACUCCAAUGGCUCGAUCCGACGUGCCCUCAAGACCGACACCAGCGAGGCGGUGACCAUGAGGAGUGGCCUUGGGGUUAAUUUGAAGGAUGUCGCCAUCUUCAGCAGAGGCAGAGAAAAAGGAACCAACCCUUGCGGUCGAAACAAUGGCGGCUGCCUGCAGCUGUGCUUCCACCUGGGCAGCGGCCGCCGAACGUGCUCCUGUGCUCACGGUCGCCUGGCUGAGGAUGGCUUCGCCUGUGAGCGCUACGAAGGAUAUCUGCUCUACUCUGAGAGGACCAUUUUGAAAAGCAUUCACCUUUCGGACGAGAACGACCUCAACUCGCCUGUUCAGCCUUUUGAGAACCCCUCUUUGUUCAAGAACAUUGUAGCGCUGGCCUUCGACUACAGCCAGAAGACAGCCGGGACCAAUCGGAUCUUUUUCAGUGAUGUCCACUUCGGAAAUAUCCAGAUGAUCAAUGAUGACUGGACUGGAAGAUCUGUCAUCACAGAAAAUGUGGGAACAGUGGAGGGUCUGGCCUACCACCGAGCCUGGGACAUGUUGUAUUGGACAAGCUCGACUACCUCUGAAAUCACCAGGCAAAGUGUGGAUCAGAAACAAGCUGGUGCCCUGAGCCGGGAGGCCGUCGUUUUUCUUUCGGAGGAAGACCACCCACACGCAUUGGCACUGGAUGAGUGUCAAAACCUGAUGUUUUGGACCAACUGGAAUGAGCAAAGGCCCAGCAUCAUGAGAUCAACCUUGACAGGCAAGAACUUGAGGAUAAUCAUCGGGUCGGACAUCCUGACACCAAACGGACUGACCAUCGACCACACUGCGGAGAAGCUCUACUUUUCAGAUGGAACGCUGGGCAAGAUCGAAAGAUGUGAUUUUGACGGGUCCGGCAGAUAUGUUAUUAUCAAAUCGGGACCUGGAAACUUCUACGGCCUCACCAUCUAUGCGGAUUUCCUCUACUGGUCUGACUGGGCCCGGAGGUCCGUGCUGCGGACAAACAAGUACACCGGCGCCGACACGAAAGUUCUGCGAGCGGACAUACCACACCAGCCGAUGGGAAUUAUCGCCGUGGCCAGUGACACAAACAAAUGUGAGCUAUCUCCAUGCCGACACAUGAACGGGGGAUGUGGUGACCUUUGUCUCCUGACGCCGCACGGGAGAGUGAAUUGCAGUUGCCGUGGAGAACGUGUGCUCUUGGACGACCACAGAUGUGUGUCGGAGAAUUCCUCCUGUAACAUUCACACUGAAUUUGAGUGCGGGAACGGGGAGUGCAUUAGCUAUCAGCUAACCUGCGACGGAAUCGCCCACUGCAAAGACAAAUCGGAUGAGAAGAUGCAAUACUGUGACAACAGGAGCUGCCGGAAGGGUUUUCGUCCCUGCUACAACCAGCGAUGUGUAGCCAACCGUCGCUUCUGCGAUGGGAUUGAUGACUGUGGGGAUAACUCUGAUGAAGCCUUCUGCAGCAAUGUCACAUGCGGCCCAUCCGAGUCAGCGUGCAAAGAUGGGAGCUGUAUUCCAAGCUCAGCCUGGUGUAACCAGGUCAUCGACUGCGCUGACGCCUCGGAUGAAAGAAGCUGCAACCAAACUGACUGCACUCACUAUUACAAGUUGGGAAUAAAAGAAAAGGAUUUCAUCAAAUGCAACUCCACCUCGCUGUGCAUUCAUCCGUCCUGGAUCUGUGACGGCGCCAACGACUGCGGGGACUACGCUGAUGAGACCAACUGCCAGGUAUCGCAGGGCCAAAAGUGCGAAGAAGGCCACUUUGCUUGUCCUAGUGGGAACUGCAUCUCCAGCGUGUGGCUGUGCGACGGCCAAAAAGACUGCGAAGACGGAGCGGACGAAUUUCAGUGUGACUCGUCGUGCUUGUGGAACCAGUUCGCCUGCUCCAAGAACAAGUGCAUCGCCAAACAGUGGCUGUGCGACGGUGAGAACGACUGCGAGGACGGCCUGGACGAGAGCGUGCAGAUCUGCGGCACAGUGACGUGUGCGCCCGGACUCUUCAGCUGCCCCGGGUCUUACGCCUGCGUUCCGAAGCGUUGGCUGUGUGACGGUGAACGUGACUGCCCCGAUGGGAGCGAUGAACUCUCAGCUGCUGGAUGUGCUCCCAACAACACGUGCGACGACAGUUCAUUUCACUGCCACAACAAAGCUUGCAUCCCUCAGCGAUUCGUCUGCGACCACGACGACGACUGCGGGGACGGAUCCGAUGAGUCGGUGGAAUGUGUCUAUCGCUCCUGCGGAUCAGAGGAGUUUCGCUGCGGGGACGGCCGUUGUCUCCUCAGUGCACAGUGGGAGUGUGAUGGCUAUGCGGACUGCCCGGACCACUCUGACGAACUGCCUCUGAACCUCAAAUGCCUAGCUGCAGGAAGCCUGUGCAACGGCUCCUUCUUCAUGUGCUCGAAUGGACGCUGCAUCUCCGAGGGGAGUCUCUGUGACGGGCGGGAUGAUUGCGGUGACGGAUCGGAUGAGAGGAACUGCAACGUGAACGAGUGCUUGAACCGCCGGGUCAGCAGGUGCACGCAAGACUGCCAAGAUCUUCCUGUGGGAUACAAGUGCAAAUGCUGGCCCGGGUUCCACCUGAAGGACGAUGGGAAGACAUGCGUGGACAUUGAUGAAUGCUUCACUACUCUUCCAUGCAGUCAGCGCUGCAUCAACACUUUUGGCUCCUACAAGUGCCUCUGCGUCGACGGCUACGAAGCCCUUGAGCGUAACCCGCAUAAAUGCAAGGCUCUGUCGGCUGAAGAGCCUUUCCUUAUAAUGGCCGACCACCAUGAGAUCCGCAAGCUGAGCGUGGACGGAUCCAAUUACACCAUUCUCAAACAGGGUCUCAACAACAUCAUCCAUAUUGACUUUGACUACAAGAAGGAAUUCAUCUACUGGGUGGAUGCAACGCGGCCAAGUGGACGCAAGAUUAACAGGAUGCGCCUCAAUGGAAGUGACCUGAAGGUCGUCCACAGAACAGCGGUUCCGAGCGCCCUGGCAGUGGACUGGAUUGGCAAGAACUUAUACUGGUGUGAUGCUGAAAGGCAAACACUGGAGGUGUCCAAAGCCAACGGUCUAUAUCCGACAAUCCUCAUCAGCUCUGGCCUUAAGAACCCAACAGACCUGGCGCUGGACCCUCAAACUGGAUAUGUAUUCUGGGUGGACUGCUGUGAACCCGCCUACGUGGGGCGCAUUGGCAUGGAUGGACGGGGACAGAAGGUCAUUAUUGACUCGGAGAUUUACAGCCCGACUGCUCUCACCAUCGACUACACCAACAAGAGGCUCUACUGGGCGGAUGAUAACCACAUUCUCUUUUCCAACAUGGACGGCAGCCACAGACGCAAAGUCUCCUAUGAUCACAUCCAAGGCGUGAUGGCCCUGACUUUGUUUGAGGACUUUAUCUACUGGACCGACGGGAAAUCCAAAUCUCUCCGGCGCGUUCACAAGACAACCGGCGCCCAGGGGAUGGAGCUUCUAAACUCCUGGCAAGCGAUCAAAUCUAUCAAGGUCUACCACUCCCUUCGCCAGCCCGAAGUUCCCAAGCACCAGUGUCAGAUUGCAAAUGGAGGAUGCAGCCACCUGUGUCUCCUGUCUCCAGGAGGGGAACACAAAUGCGCCUGUCCUAGUAAUUUUUACUUGGCUGCUGAUAACAAGACCUGCCUCUCCAACUGCACCUCCAGCCAGUUUCGAUGUGGAACAGACGAGUGUAUUCCCUUUUGGUGGAAGUGUGACACCGUAGAUGACUGUGGGGACGGGUCAGACGAACCCGCAGACUGCCCUGAAUUUAAAUGCCAGCCCGGUCGCUUCCAGUGCGGCACCGGCCUGUGCGCCCUUCCACCUUUCAUCUGUGACGGAGAAAAUGACUGCGGUGAUAACUCGGACGAGGCCAAUUGUGAGACGUACAUCUGCCUGUCGGGUCAGUUCAAGUGUACCAGGAAGCAGAAAUGUAUCCCUCUGAACCUGCGAUGCAACGGUCAGGACGACUGCGGAGACGGCGAAGAUGAAACAGACUGUCCUGAAAGCACAUGUUCCCCGGACCAGUUCCAGUGCAAGGCCUCAAUGCACUGCAUCUCCAAACUGUGGGUGUGUGACGAGGACCCAGACUGUGCGGACGGCUCCGAUGAGGCCAACUGCGAUGAAAAGACCUGUGGACCUCAUGAAUACCGCUGCGAGAAUAACAACUGCAUCCCAGACCACUGGAGGUGUGACAGCCAGAAUGACUGUGGAGACAACUCGGAUGAGCAGAACUGCAAGCCAGUCACCUGUAACCACAAGGACUUUGCCUGUGCUAAUGGAGACUGCAUCUCCUCUAGAUUCCGAUGCGAUGGAGAUUACGACUGUUUGGAUAAUUCUGAUGAGAAAGGCUGUGAGGCGCACUGUGCUGAUGACCAGUUUCGGUGUCACAACAACCUUUGCAUCUCGCAAAAGUGGUUGUGCGACGGCCAAGAGGAUUGCAAGAUGGGGGAGGAUGAGAAAAACUGCCAGGAGACAGUUGCUCCUUCAUGCUCGCUGAACGAGUACGUGUGUGCCAGCGGAGGAUGUGUGUCUGCCAGUCUGCGCUGUGAUGGACAUGACAACUGCCUGGACGGUUCAGACGAGAUCGGUUGCGUGAAGGAGUGCAGGGAGGAUGAGUUUCUCUGUCUGAACCGGGCCCACUGCAUCCCUCGGCGCUGGCGCUGUGACGGAGUCUUAGACUGCAUGGACCACAGCGAUGAGGAAAACUGCCACCCGGGUGCUUUUUUCUGCCGAGCGGAUGAGUUCAUCUGCAACAACACCCUAUGCAAGCUCCACACGUGGCUGUGCGACGGCAAAGACGACUGUGGAGAUAAUUCCGACGAAGACGCAGACAUGUGCGCCCAACUUCCAUGCCCUCCCACAAGGCCGUUCCGAUGCCGGAAUAAUCGCGUGUGUCUGCGCACCGACCAAGUGUGCAACAAAGUGGAUGACUGCAGUGACAACUCGGAUGAAGAAGAGUGCGAAGUGAUAGCUGGAAGACCUCGCCCUUGUGGCAAGACCGAGUUCUCCUGCAACAACCGCCGUUGCGUCCCGCUGGAGCUGCAGUGCGACCUUUUCAACGACUGCGGGGACGGCUCGGAUGAACAAGACUGCAAGUCCUUCUCCAGCGGAGAUGUAUGCGGGAGGAAAAUGAAUCCAUGUGGAGAAGAUGCAGUUUGCAAUCAGACUUUGGCAAACUCUGUUUGUCAGUGCAAACCUGGCUUCAAGAGGAUCCAACACUCUGGACAAUGUGAAGAGGUAAACGAGUGCCUGCAGUUUGACGCCUGCCCUCACUACUGCGCGAACACAAAAGGAUCUUUCAAGUGUACAUGUGACCGAAAUUACAAAGAGAUGGAUGGCAGCUGUGUUGCAAAAGGGCCGGAGGAGCGAGUGCUCUACAUCGCCAAUGAUACAGAAAUUCAAAGUUUCACAUACCCAUUUAACCAGAGUCAAGGACACAAACUGUUUAUUCACAUCGAAGACAAUGCUCGCAUCAUCGGAAUGGACAGUUUGUUCCACCACCAAAGAUUUAUAUGGGCGACGCAGUUUAAUCCCGGAGGGAUCUUUUACAAAGAAAUCCCUGAACGGAGUCAGACUAAAACAAACGCAAAAAACAUUUGCUCGGACUUCAGGCGGCCCAGGGAUAUCGCCGCUGACUGGAUUACGGGGAAUAUUUACUGGACGGAUCACUCACGGAUGCACUGGUUCAGCUAUUACACGGCGCAUUGGACUAAGUUGCGAUAUUCCAUCAACGUGGGGCAACUGAAGGGGCCCAACUGCACACGCCUGAUUACCGACAUAGCUGGGGAACCUUAUGCUAUUGCUGUCAACCCAGCCAGAGGAAUGAUGUACUGGAGUGUUAUCGGUGAUCACUCUCACAUAGAGGAAUCCGCCAUGGACGGCUCCUUGCGCCGAGUCCUCCUGGAGAAAAACCUACGGAGACCCACCGGUCUGGCUAUUGACUACUUCAACCAACGCUUGUACUGGGCUGAUCCUGAGCUCUCACACAUCGGAAGUAUGAGGCUGGACGGGUCGGACCCCAUGGUGACCAUUGGGGAGAGACACGGGAUCUUCCAACCCUACAGAAUUGACAUUUUCGAAGACUUCAUCUAUGGAACUGGACUGAAACACGAAGUCUUCAAGAUUCACAAAUAUGGAAAACUGCCCGUGGAAAUCCUUAAUUUGGGAGUCGAGAAACCAACCAAUGUAUUAAUCUCCCACCGCUUCAAACAACAAGAUGCCUCUAAUCCUUGCCUGAGAAUGUCCUGCGACUUCAUGUGCUUGCUGAACCCCCUGGGCGCCAGGUGCACCUGUCCCGAGGGGAAGGUCCUGGUGAACGGAAGCUGCAGCGAUGUCAACAUCUCAGGUGAAUUGUGCCGGCCGCCAUGUGAGAACGGCGGUCGUUGUUUGGCCAACGAGAAAGGCGACUGGAGAUGCUACUGCUGGCCGGACUUCUCAGGGGAGCGGUGCGAGGUUAACCACUGUGCUGACUACUGCAUAAAUGGAGGCACUUGCACUGGCUCACCUUUAGGCAAGCCGACAUGCCACUGCCCAGUGGGGUUCUCCGGUUCGUUCUGCGAAAGAAGGAUCUGUGACAACUACUGCAUGAACGGUGGGACAUGUGACGUCACCCACGGGAACCAGCCGGUGUGCCGCUGUUUAGCGGAGUAUACCGGCGACCGCUGUCUGUACCACAUCUGCCAUCACUACUGUGUGAACUCCAAGGCCUGCACGCUGUCCAGCAGUGGCUAUGUGGAGUGUGUGUGUCCUGCCAGGUUCGAGGGAACCAAGUGUGAGGUGGACAAAUGUCUCAGAUGUCACGGAGCUCCCUGUCUCAUCAAUGAGGAGACUGGUGACGUGGUUUGCAAUUGCACAAACGGCAGAAUUGCACCGAGCUGUCAGCUGUGUGACGGAUAUUGCUACAAUGGAGGCACCUGUCACCUGGACCCAGACACCAACCUGCCUUUCUGCCACUGCACUUCAGGGUUCAAGAACCAACGUUGCGAUGAGCUGGCCAACCCCUGCGAUUACUUCUGUCAGAAUGAGGGGAUAUGCACAUUAACAGCUCAUAACAAACCACGCUGCAAAUGUUCAGCUAACUGGGCCGGCACACAGUGUGAGAGACCUGCACCCAAGAGCAGCCGGUCAGACAACACCACCGGAGGGAGCAUAGCUAUCAUUGUGCCGCUGGUCCUGCUGGUCAUCUUGAUUGUGAUGGUGGUGGCCGGUGUUUACAUCUGCAGACGGAGGCAAAGGGGAAAACGCGUCCAGAGGCAGCCCAUGACAAAUGGAGGGAUAAAUGUGGAGAUCGGGAACCCGUCAUACAACAUGUAUGAGGUUGAACACGACAACCAUGCCGAUGCAGGCAGCCUGCUGAGACCCAACUUCACGCUGGACCCUCACAAGGGUUGGUGUGUGAAAUCUAGCGAUCCUCGUAACUUGAGCAUGAAUUCUGUGCCUAAGGAGGUCAUCCCUGGACAGCCCAUGAAUUACUCCAACCCAGUGUAUGCAAAGAUCUACAUGGACGGCCAAAACUGUCGGAAGCCCGUCAUCAAUAUAGACGGACGGAGAGAUUUACUCCCAAAGAAACUUGAGGGAACAAUUCAUGAAACCGCCGCAUAGCCUAUCUUUACACUUUGUACUUGUUCUUAUUUCUACUGCAGGAUACAAUGUAAAUUAAGAAGGAAGGAACUAUACAAUAAUAUUUCCACGUCUGGUUGAGGACUUUCUGGCUCAACAUCAGCAAUUCGUCCUGUGCUGGGUGUGCUUCGGGUUUUCGGUUCUCCAUUUCCGUUUGCUGAUCAAUGUUCGUCCCACCUUAGUCUCACGAUGCAAUAGCUAUGGAUGGUGAAGUGAAGCUGCUGUUUCUCCAAGACGUUUUAGACACCACAAGCUACUCUCUGUUGAAAUGCAGUGCACUUGUUUGUAACCAUAUAUUUUCCAAAACUGUGCAAUGUUGUGACGACAGUUGGCUGACACAGUUUUUGCCAUGACAUGUUUUAUUUUCACUUAUUAUUAUUUUUAUCUUUUGAGGGAAAUACAGAUGAGAGAUUCACGUCCACAAGCUAUAUUUUCAUGAUUAUUCUUCACCCCUUUCCCCCUGAUUUCCUCCUUUCAUUCUCAUCCAGAUCUGCUGUCUGGAUUUCCACUGAAGGCCAUAACAUCAAUGAGAUCAGUUUUUCAUCUCAGUCUUUUAUUUUCUUUUGUUGUUUUUUCUAUCAUUCAAUUCCGCACCAGGUAAUGACUUCUUUUGUUGUAAGAGACGAACCACCCACGUUGAAUGUUCACUGGUCGGAUUCCCGGAUCCUGUGCUGUACACUGAAUAUCAUAUUUUUCUAGCUCUUGUGUCGACAGAUCAAAGAUGUAGACAGAAAUACAUUUAACACAGAUACAGUAAACGGUUAAUAAGAGUUAUCAUAGAGCUCAUCUGUUGCUUUGAACAAAGGAAAGAUGAUAAAUAUAAGAAUUUUAUAAUUUUGUAUUUGAUUUGUAUGUGGUUUGGCUGCUUGUAUUUUGAAGAAAUGUAAUAAAUGUAAGUACUUUUUUAUAUAAAAUGUAAAUGAAUAUUGAAUAAA
This is a messenger RNA of Synchiropus splendidus (mandarinfish), 15271 nucleotides long. It is a transcript of the gene lrp1bb, whose product is annotated as low density lipoprotein receptor-related protein 1Bb. Gene Ontology annotation, molecular function: protein binding; calcium ion binding. Lineage: Eukaryota; Metazoa; Chordata; Actinopteri; Syngnathiformes; Callionymidae. The coding region runs from base 402 to 14318 and encodes 4638 amino acids. The transcript has 92 exons. The record is from RefSeq and is a predicted model, not a curated record.